Talaromyces proteolyticus is the source of this 999-nucleotide messenger RNA. RefSeq lists its product as uncharacterized. The record is from RefSeq and is a predicted model, not a curated record. Gene Ontology annotation, molecular function: phosphoric diester hydrolase activity. The transcript is spliced from 2 exons. The coding region runs from base 1 to 999 and encodes 332 amino acids. NCBI's taxonomy places the organism in Eukaryota, Fungi, Ascomycota, Eurotiomycetes, Eurotiales, Trichocomaceae. Gene Ontology annotation, biological process: lipid metabolic process.
AUGGUACCGGUACUUCGGCCUAGCUGGCUCACGGACUUUGUGCAGACAUGGGGCGAUCCCAAUGGUCUUACACACUGGCCAACUGACGCAACAAGGGACAUCCUGCCCGUUACCUGUCAUUCCCACAACGACUAUUGGCGUCCAGUUCCCUUAUUUUCCGCUCUUAACGCCGGAUGUAUUAGUGUUGAGGCUGAUGUCUGGCUUAUCGAUUAUGAGCUCUACAUUGCUCAUUCAAGAUCCGCGGUAGCUCCCAACCGCACGCUAUACUCUCUCUAUGUUGACCCUCUUGUGGAACUGCUAGACAAGCAGAAUCCCAUUCCAAGAUUUCAUCCUGCCAAAGACCAGUCACUGCAUGGUGUAUUCGAUACUAACCCAAGCCAAACUCUCGUCUUGUUGAUUGACUUUAAAACGGACGGCCUAGAGACAUUACCCCAUGUGGUUUCGCAACUGUCACCCUUGCGAGACGGGGGGUAUCUAAGCUAUUGGAACGGGGUUGACUUUGUCGAGGGACCCGUUACAGUGGUUGCAACAGGCAACGCACCUUUUGAUUUGUUGACCGCCAAUUCGUCUUAUCGUGAUGUCUUCUUUGAUGCGCCUCUUGACAUGAUGGAGGAUGGAGAGCCAAUACCUCUUCGAAAGCGUGCAGCAGGCCAGGAACAAAGUCAAGGCAACACUAGGAUCCCAAGUGUGGUGGAUAUAGAUACCUUCAACCCAUCGAAUAGUUAUUACGCAUCGGUAUCCUUCAGAAAGUCCAUUGGUUAUCCGUGGCAUUUACAUAUCACUGCAGAUCAACUUCGGCACAUUCGAGCUCAGAUUAAUGGAGCGCAUCGACGGGGGCUGAAAGUCCGUUAUUGGGGUACUCCAAGCUGGCCCGGCAAUCUUAGGUAUUACAUCUGGAGCAUCUUAGAGCGAGAAGGGGCCGAUAUCCUUAAUGUCGAUGACUUGAAGAGUGCAACUGGUGAGGACUGGAGACAGCGGGCAUCAGAUUGGUGGUUUUAG